ACAAUAACAAUAACAAUACAUUAAUUAAAUACACACACCCACAUAUACAAUUAAGAAAGAACACCCCAACGAAGCAGUUACCGCAACUAUUAUUCUGCAAUGGCCGCCUAUACACAAUUUGGAUAUGGCGCUUUUCCGUCGGCAUCACAGCUUCUACCGCCGAAUGGGUCGCAGACACCUGAGGAUGCAGCGAGGGUGAAUGUGAGCGCAUCUUCAUUGGUGAUGACAAACGCACCAGCACUCAGCCCCACGGGUGGUGUCGACUGCCAGACGACGAGCCAACAGCCGGGUGGUGGUGGUGGUGCAGUUGGUGGUGCUAGUGCCGGCAUUGCCUCAACUGGCGCACUAAGUCCCGACGCACUUUCGCAGAACUCAAACGCGGCGGGGUCAGCUGUGGCUGGCGCUGUUGCCGUUGCGGAUGCAACAAUUGCUGGCGGCUCCCUGGACAGCAGCGCUGUGGGCACAACGCCUACAACGGGCAGCUCCUGCUGCGAGAACGGUCGUCCCAUUAUGACCGAUCCCGUCUCGGGACAGACUGUCUGCUCCUGCCAAUACGAUUCGGCCCGAUUGGCGCUCUCCAGCUACUCGAGAUUGCCGGCGGCCAGUGUUGGUGUCUAUGGCUCACCAUAUCCAUCGACGGAUCAGAACCCAUACCAGAGCAUUGGAGUGGACAGCUCCGCCUUCUACUCACCGCUGAGCAAUCCUUAUGGCUUAAAGGACUCGGCGGCUGGCACUGAAAUGAGCGCCUGGACCUCAGCAGGACUACAGCCAACAACUGGCUACUACAGCUAUGAUCCAAUGUCUGCAUAUGGUUAUGGGGCCAGCUACGAUUUGGCCGCACGCCGCAAAAAUGCAACGCGUGAAUCGACGGCCACGUUGAAGGCGUGGCUCAAUGAGCACAAGAAGAAUCCGUAUCCCACCAAGGGGGAGAAGAUCAUGCUGGCCAUCAUCACAAAGAUGACGCUGACCCAGGUCUCCACUUGGUUUGCGAAUGCGCGACGCCGCUUGAAGAAGGAGAACAAGAUGACGUGGGAGCCAAAGAAUCGCACCGAUGACGAUGAUGAUGCCUUGGUCUCCGAUGAUGAGAAGGACAAGGACGAUGUCGACUCCAACAAGGAUGGUGGCAGUUUGGCAAAAGAUGUUGCCAAAGACGAGGAGGAGCUCAUCGAUGAGGAGCAGAAGCAGUUGGGUCAAGCGAACAUUUUGCGCGCUGGCUUUGGCUAUCCCAGUGCUGGUUAUCAUGGUGGAGGUGGCAGUGGUCAUCCUGGUGCUGCCUACAAUCCCUACCAUCAUCAUCACCAUCACCAUCAUCAGCAUCCCGCCUAUUAUCAACCGCAGCAGACGGUGCUGCCGGCGGCCUUCCAUGCGGGCGAGGGCGGCAGUCUGGCCAGCAGUCUGCCGGGCGGCAGUAAGCACAGCGAACAUGGCGAUCCAAAAAACCAGUUAGGCCGGGACUGUGGCGUGCCGAUUCCAGCUACGAAGCCCAAAAUCUGGAGCUUGGCCGACACAGUUGCCUGCAAGACCCCACCGCCAGCCUGCAUGGGCCCAGGGCAAUUAAUGCCGCAGCAGCAGCAGCAGCAGUCGCAUCAGCAGCAGCAGCAGCGUCAUCUGCAUCCGCAGGAGAAUCUGGGCAUGGGUACGUCACAGGUGCAGCAGCAGCAGCAGCAGGAGCAACCAUUGGCGAUGGGCAGCCAUCUGUUCAACGGAGCAGCACCGUAUGUAAGAGCGCAUACUACGGCAUACGGGGGUUUUCUAGGGGCUACGACGCAGCAGCUCCAUACUACGAGCACGAACAGUGCCCCAUACAGCAGUGGCCAAUUGCUGCAACAGCACACGAACAGCAGCAACAACAACAACAGCAACAACAACAACAACAGCAACACCAGCAGCAACAACAGCAGCAGCAGCAGCAGCUGCAAUUCCAACGGCACACAUACGCCUACCAUCCCUACUAUCCGGGCAAACCCAAAUCCGAACGAGGCCAUGAGACUGGGCUUGGGCUUGGGCUUGGGAUUGGGUCUGGGAUUGGGCCAGUCCGAGGUGCAGUUGCAGGUGCAGGGUCAGUGCCCAGCGGUGCGUCAGUCACAGCCAUCUCAAUCCACAGCGAGUCAGCGGGCGAUGGCGAUGGGGUUUCCCGAAGCCCAACCCGAUACUCCACCCCAAACUCCGCCGAAUAUGAAGGUGCUGAGCGGAGCUUUGAGUCUGCUGCCUACCGCUUCGCAAAUCCCUAUGACCGCUACUUGUCGCAGCAGUAACAUCAAUCCACCCAUCAGCAUUACCAGCUACAAUUCCGGCUGCAAUUAUCCCAUGAACUAUUCGACGCGUCUCAACGAAUUCGAAUACCCUGCCAGCAUGAAUCGUGAUGAUUUCGGCAGUGGCAGCAGCAGCAGCAACAGCAGCUCGUCUCCGCCACAUCUGCAGCGGAAUGAGAACAUGUUCAGGCCGCUCUUCAAGAGUUUGACGCCUGUGUAGACAGAAACCACCACACAGAAAGAGGACCUUCAAUAUGUAUUUGCGAUAAAUAUAUAUAUAAAUAUAUAUGUAUAUGUAUGUGAAUACACAUGUGUACAUAUUAUAGUUUAGAUUAUCAUUAUUUCUGGGCUCGUGCAACAACGUAAAGGAUUGUGUAAUAAUUAAUUAAUUAAUAAUAAUAAUAAUAAUAAUAUAUACCACAUUGGUACAGCUGUACCAUACACCUACCUUAACUUAAAUAAAGCCGUGCAUUGUCUUAACCUACAUACUA
Molecule: messenger RNA, 2743 nt
Organism: Drosophila grimshawi
Lineage: Eukaryota; Metazoa; Arthropoda; Insecta; Diptera; Drosophilidae
Product: homeobox protein araucan
Exons: 7
Coding region: 100-2472 (790 amino acids)
Biological process (GO): neuron differentiation; cell development; regulation of transcription by RNA polymerase II
Cellular component (GO): nucleus
Molecular function (GO): RNA polymerase II cis-regulatory region sequence-specific DNA binding; DNA-binding transcription factor activity, RNA polymerase II-specific
Source: RefSeq, a predicted model, not a curated record